Molecule: messenger RNA, 936 nt
Organism: Aspergillus fischeri NRRL 181
Lineage: Eukaryota; Fungi; Ascomycota; Eurotiomycetes; Eurotiales; Aspergillaceae
Product: aromatic alcohol reductase
Exons: 1
Coding region: 1-936 (311 amino acids)
Molecular function (GO): oxidoreductase activity
Source: RefSeq, a predicted model, not a curated record
AUGUCUGGGCCUGCGAAGAUCCUCGUUAUCGGCGCAGGCGAGCUGGGUAACCAAGUCUUACACUAUCUUGCUCAGCACCCUAAUCAAGGUGGCGCAACUAUUGCUGUUUUACUACGGCCCUCGAGCAUCGCAUCCACCCAUCCGAACAAAGUCAAGGAACUCGAGGAACUGCGCAAUCUGAAUGUGCAACUUAUUCCUGGUGACAUUGCCAAAGAUUCCGAAAAGCACCUCUCCAACAUCUUUGGUGAAUACGACACAAUCAUCAGCUGUACCGGCUUUGCAGCUGGCUCUGGCACUCAGCUCAAACUUGCGCGUGCUGUUCGGGCGGCUCAAGUUCCGCGAUACGUGCCCUGGCAAUUUGGAGUCGAUUACGAUAUUAUCGGACGGGGAUCCGCGCAAGAUCUAUUCGAUGAGCAGCUUGAUGUGCGGGAUCUGCUGCGCUCCCAGAACCGGACGAAGUGGGUGAUCAUAUCGACCGGCAUGUUCACUAGUUUCUUGUUUGAACCUUGGUUUGGUGUCGUCAACUUCAAGGAUGAUACCAUAGCGGCCCUUGGAAGCCUUGAUAACAAGGUGUCUGUAACAGCACCGGAGGAUAUCGGCAAGAUUACUGCUGAGGUUGUGCUUGGCUCAAGAGCUGACUCGGUCUUCGGUAACAAGCCGAUCUAUGUGGCUGGAGAUACCUUGACUUAUGAACAGCUGGCGCAGUUAGUGGAGAGGAUCACCGGACGCAAAUUUACGAGGCAUAUAAGAACUGUGGAGGCUGCUCGGGCUGACCUUGCAAGGGACCCUGACAACACCUUGUUCAAAUAUCAGAUCGUUUUUGGUGAAGGGCGUGGUGUAGCGUGGGAUUUGUCCGAGACGUGGAAUUGUCAGGCUGGGAUCCAUGCUUUGACUGCGGAGGAAUGGGCCCGACUUCAUUUGCAGAAUAUCAUAUAG